AUGUCUUACGGCAGUUCCUCCUACGCAAAUGAGAUGCAAAAGUAUGCCCUCGAGCAAUCUCGCUAUCUCAUCGCGGCCACGGUGCUCUACGCCAUCGCCUUCCUCGGCGGCCUCGCCGUCACCGCGCUUGCUUUCAUCAAAUUGAGAGGCGCCCAUCUGCGCCACGGCGUAGCGGCCUGGCUCCGCGUCGCUUGCAUCUUCUUCACCCUUUAUUGCCUUUUGGAUACCUGCUCCUUUGCAGUCUUCUCUCCCAUGGUGCAUCAAGCGGGCAUCGGCAAGCAGACCUAUUCUUCGACCCGGCUUGAGACGCAGCUAGAUGCCGCACAGUACAUGGCGCUCAUCGGGGCCUGGUUCAACUACGUCACGCAGGGUCUGCUCUUUGUUGCCAUUGUUGUCAGCCUGUGUGCGGCAACAACGUCGACAACUUCUGGCAGCAGAGGAUGCUUGAUCGUGGCGUACGUCCUAGGUACUGCCUUGAACGGGCUUGCCGCUGCCGUCUUUGCCCUGAGCGUCAAGCAGUACAGCGAUAAAGAAGGCACCAGUGUGGUGGCCCUUUUCGACCUCAGGGAUCUGAUCAUGGCGUUUGACUGUGUUUUGACCGCGGCAGCGCUUUUUGCCGCUGGAUUCGCUCUGUCGAGACUGUCCAAGAGCGGGCACGCGGACGGCAAGCCUGCCAAACUGGCGUUUGUGGCCAGCCUCCUGUUGCUUCUCUCUGCGCUCUACCAGCUUGCCGUCACCAUUGAUCUCACCUGGGUCAGCCAUUAUAGGUUUGGCUCGCCAAAUUACCAUUUUGUCUUGAGCGCCAUCCUCGGUGCGUGGCCGCUGCUCGGCGCUCUGGCACUGCUCGUCGUCGCUGGCAAGAAAUGGGGCGGCGGCGGUUCUACGAGGCAGCAGAAGGGUAGUGUUGCAUAA
Molecule: messenger RNA, 912 nt
Organism: Cordyceps militaris CM01
Lineage: Eukaryota; Fungi; Ascomycota; Sordariomycetes; Hypocreales; Cordycipitaceae
Exons: 2
Coding region: 1-912 (303 amino acids)
Source: RefSeq, a predicted model, not a curated record